Lactuca virosa is the source of this 1218-nucleotide messenger RNA. The record is from the annotation of a GenBank genome assembly. NCBI's taxonomy places the organism in Eukaryota, Viridiplantae, Streptophyta, Magnoliopsida, Asterales, Asteraceae.
AUGAACUUAAAUGCCAAGACUUGUGAGGAGUUAUUGAAAAUCGAUUUGGUUGAGAGAACAAUCGACUCUGUAUUUUUUUUCUCUAUGUGUCGUGAACUGUGUGAGACUUGCGAGAGUGAGAAGGGGAAGGGUCACAUCGACACAGGCUGUAGUAUAGCUUCUUUCUUUGCAUCGUACCUACGUACAGAACCGCUAAGUUUCAGAGAACAAUUUAUUAAGAAAAUGCAGAACUACACCGGUUUUCCGUUCAGUGGCGACGACGACGACAAUAAACUCUGGACUUCCUUCAUCGAACAAUCUGACGGCAGUGCAUAUGAUGAUUUCGACGCACCUCUUUACUCUCCGAUCUUCCCUACCAGUACUCCGCCUCAUCACUUCCCCGGAACUCCGAACACAACACCUCUGUCACUACCACCAAUCGUCAUGGAUUACAGCCACAGGCAUUCAAUGGAUUUUGCACCGUUUCAAGACCUGAUCGACCGGCGUAACUGGUGCCUCUCUAACCUCCGUCUCACCGCCAAAGAAGCCGAAGCGCUCCGCCAAGAGAACGUUAACCUUCAAAUGGCAAAUUCUGAACUAAACAAACAACUGUCUCACUUGCAGCAACAAGCAGCUUCAGCUUCUUCUCUACAGAACUACGCUAAUGCGACUAUAUUUCCAUCGGCGAAUUCCCUUUCCGAUUGUUUUGGACGGAUCAGGAUCGGAGAGAAGGGACCUCCGGCAACCGACAAACGGUCAGCCCGUGGAGUGGAGAACGUGGAUCCGGUUAAGAAAACGGAAGUGGAGCGGGUUAAAUUGCCCAAGAGUAUUUCUGUCCGAUCCAAUGGGUACUUGAAGACAGUUCAAACUGGUGAUGGCACUGCUAGUCGGGCACGGGUUGAGGAUCGGGUAAAAUCCACUUCUGAUACGCAAAGAGUGUAUGUACGAGGGAAGAAACAGGAGGAACCACUGGAACUUCAAGUAUACAACCAAGGAAUGACAAAGACUGAACUCUGCAACAAAUGGCAACAAACUGGUGCAUGCCCAUAUGGAGAUCACUGUCAAUUUGCCCAUGGCAUAGAAGAGCUCCGCCCAGUUCUACGCCACCCACGCUACAAAACAGAAGUCUGCCGGAUGGUCCUCGCCGGAGAUCCUUGCCCAUAUGGCCACCGCUGUCAUUUCCGCCAUGCUCUCACCCAGGAGGAGAAGCUCAUUAGCCGCCGCCGCGUCAACAGUUGA